AAGGCGGGAGGCGGAGGCCGCGGCGCUGUCAUGGAGCUAGUGGAAGAAGCGCGGGAAUUGGGUCGCUGGGUGGCCGAAGAGAUGGGUGUGCCCGCGGCAUCCCGGGCCCCGGAGUCGACGCUGCGCAGGCUGUGUCUGGGCCAGGGAGCUGACAUCUGGGCCUACAUCUUGCAGCAUGUACGCAGUCACAGGAAUGUCAAGAAGAUUCGGGGAAACCUACUGUGGUAUGGCCACCAGGACAGGCCAGAGGUCCGUCGGAAGCUGGAGCUGGAAACUACUGUGUCCCGCCUAAGGGCAGAGAUCCAAGAGUUAGACCAGAGCCUGGAGCUGAUGGAGCAAGAGAAUGAAACUCAGGACAUGGCCACAGAGCAGGCACUCCAGAGCAUGAGAGACACCCAGCAUCGAGCCCUCCUCCUCCAGGCCCAAGCUGGGGCUGUGCGAAGACAGAAACGUGGGCUUCGAGAUCCCAUACAGCAGCUACAGAAUCAGCUCAAGUGCCUGCAGGACAUAGAGAGGAAGGCCAAAGUUGAUGUGACCUUUGGACCUCUGGCAUCAGCAACCCUGGCCCUGGAGCCCGUGGUCCUGCGUGACGUCCGAACAGCCUGCACCCUCCGGACCCAAUUCCUGCAGGACCUCCUGAUGCCCCAGGCCAGGGGAGGCAGUGUCCAAAGCUCGAAUGAUGACCACUUUGGAACCUCUUACCAGCAGUGGCUUAGCUCAGUAGAGAUGCUGCUGACAAACCACCCCCCAGGCCAUGUCCUGGCUGCCUUGGAGUACCUGGCUGCGGAGCGGGAGGUGGAGAUCCAGCGCCUGUGUGGUAGAGAUGGACUCAGAGAUACGGAGCAACCCAGGCCCCAGACCCUGGCUCGGGCAGACUCCAGCCAAGCCCUGCCAUCCACGGUGCAUCUCAUCCAGGAGGGCUGGCAGGCUGUGGGUGCACUGAUCACCCAGCGGGGAGCCCUGCUGAAGGAGUAUCAGGUCCUGACUGGCCGCCUCCAGGGCCUGGUGGAAGAGGUGGAGAGACACAGCCUUGGCCCCAGUGAGAGGAAAGCACUAUUGCUGGGCCUUCGAGGCUGUGGUCUGCAGGCAGAGCUCAAAGCCCUGUGUGCCCAGCGCCAGGAGCUGCAGGACGCCUCUGGACAUCGGCAGCUUCUUCUGCGAGAGCUACAGACCAAGCAGCAACGCAUUCUGCACUGGCGGCAGCGGGUGGGGCAGACCCAGGAACAGAUCCGCCUACUCAUCAAGGGAAACUCAGCCAGCAAGACCCGCCUGAGCCGGAGUCCCGGGGAGGUGCUGGCCCUACUUCAGGAAAAGGUGAUCCCCGCUUCUGAGGCCAUAGCGCCAGAGAGCGAAAAACUACUGGGCUGCCUGGAAGAGGGAGCCCGGCACCUGCCUCACAUUCUCCUGAGCACCCUGCUAAGGCACAGACCCGAGGGGUUGAAGCCCCUGCCCACAAUCCUACCGUCUAUCUACCAGUUGCACCCCGCAUCCCCCAGGGGCUUCAACCUCAUAGCACUGAGCCACACACUGGGGCUGCCUGCAGGGAAGGGACCAGAGCUGCUCCUCCCAAAGGCUGCCUCUCUUCGCCAGGACCUUCUGUUCCUCCAGGACCAGCAGAGUCUCCGGUGCAGGGAUCUGCUUCACAUGAAGAGCAGUCUGCCGCCAGGACCGUCCACCCAGGAGCUGCUGCAGAUCCAGGCGUCCCAGGAAAAGGAGCAGAAGGAGAGCCUGGGGCAGGCACUAAAGAGGCUGGAGAAUCUGCUGAAACAGGCGCUGGACCGAAUCCCAGAGCUCCAGGGGGCCGUGGGGGACUGGUGGGAGCAGCCAGGCCAAGCCGCCCUCUCAGAGGAGCUCUGCCAGGGCCUGUCCCUGCCCCAGUGGCGCCUGCGCUGGGUCCAGGCACAGGGGGCCCUGCAGCAGCUGUGCAGAUGAAGAAGAGGCUCAAUCUAGAGCCAAGAAUUUCACCCCAACACCCCUGCUCGUCUACUAAAGCAUUCAAAAGAAGGCAUGGUCAGGAUAGGCAGCCUGUAGUCCCCGCGCAUACCUACAGUGCCCCUUGGACCCUUCCGCUCCUACCUUGCCCUUCUAGCCCACCAAAGCCAAGAGAAUGGGGCAUGUAGGGGGCACACACAUGUACCUCUUAAGGUCCCUGCAUCCCUUUCACCCUCAGCACAUUAACUGAGCAUCUCCUUUGGGCACUGGCAAUGCAGCACUGAACAAAUUGGCCCGAAGUCCUAUCUUUAGGAAGUGAUGGGUGGGGGGAGACUGUCGGUGAGGUCAGUAAGGUGAGGUCAGUAAGGUGCAGUUAUGUGGUGAGAACACUGUUGUGAGGAAAUAAAGCGGGCACAGGAGGUGUGAUUUUUCAACAGAGCACAUGUACAGGGCCUGAGCAGAGCCACUGGUGUCAGGGAGGCUCCAGCACAUACUUGGGAUGUGCUGAUAAGAGGGCCACUGAGGAGCCCUUUACAGUGGACGUGGGAUGGGGUGAAGGGAAGAUUUUCUUAGUUUUCCUUUCUUGACAUUUAUAUCUAGGCAUUUGGAACUCAGCCUAGCAACACAUUCAGUGCUGCCUUAUCUCACAUCUGUCCCAGUAGCACUUAGUAAAUUCUCAUGCAGCCAGCGGUUGCUGCUGAAAAAGGAGUAGCGGGGAUGAAAUGAGAGCAGGAAACCCUAGGGCAGUGGGGGUGAGCCUAUGGCACGCAUGCUGCAGCGGGCUGCUUACAUCAUUGAAGGUUCUGGAAGAUUUGCCAUCACUAGAGUAAUGGUAAAAUACAUCAGGAGCAGUGAGGGUUCCCCUGGUCUACAGACUGGUCAGCUCCCACCUCUGUGUGUAUGUGUGUGAGGGGGAUUCUGAGGAUUGAACCAGAUCCUUCACAUGUACUAUAUCCCCAACCCUUUAUAAUUAUGAGGCAAAGUCUUAACUGAAUCACUAAGUUGCCCGGGCAAGGUUUGAACCAACAGUGUUCCUGGCGCAGUUUCCCAGAGUGCUGCGGUUUUGGGCAUGCUCCCUACCUGCCUUCAUUGUACUCUUAUGGCCUUGUCUACUCCACUGUGUGUAUUUUUCCAUUGUAAAGUAAAGCUUUACCCACUGGUUUAAAGUAGCACA
Messenger RNA from Octodon degus (degu), 3106 nucleotides. RefSeq names its product HAUS augmin like complex subunit 5 (gene Haus5). Gene Ontology annotation, cellular component: HAUS complex; centrosome. The record is from RefSeq and is a predicted model, not a curated record. Bases 31 to 1932 code for a protein of 633 amino acids. Lineage: Eukaryota; Metazoa; Chordata; Mammalia; Rodentia; Octodontidae. The transcript is spliced from 19 exons. Gene Ontology annotation, biological process: spindle assembly; centrosome cycle.